Molecule: messenger RNA, 723 nt
Organism: Sphenostylis stenocarpa
Lineage: Eukaryota; Viridiplantae; Streptophyta; Magnoliopsida; Fabales; Fabaceae
Source: the annotation of a GenBank genome assembly
AUGGAUGUGAGAAACUCAAUCCAGAUUACUACAAGUCAAAGUCAACGUGGUGCUUAUGAUGACGAUGGCCAUGCUAAAAGGACAGGAAAUUUAUGGAGUGCUGUAGCUCAUAUCAUCACUGCUGUUAUUGGUUCUGCUGUUCUUUCUCUUGCAUGGAGCACUUCCCAGUUGGGCUGGAUUGGAGGGCCACUUGCAUUGCUUUGUUUUGCAAUCAUCACCUAUAUUUCUUCAUCCCUCCUUUCUGAUUGUUAUCGAAACCCAGAUCCUCUCACUGGGAAAAGAAGCUGUUCAUUCAUUGAUGCUGUUAGAGUGAAUCUUGGUGAAAGAAACACAUGGUUGGCUGGUUUCCUUCAGUUUUUCACUUUGGCAAUUCUGGAAGCAAACUGUUAUCACAAGGAAGGGCAUGAAGCUCCUUGUACUUAUGGGGGUACAAUUUAUAUGGUGAUGUUUGGAGUUGUUCAAAUUGUAAUAUCAUUCAUACCAGACCUCCAUAACAUGCUAUGGGUCUCAGUUCAGGCGGCAGCUAUGUCCUUUACAUACUCUUUCAUUGGACUAGGACUUGGCAUAGCAAAAGUCAUAGAAAAUGGAAGAUUUAUGGGGAGCAUAACAGGAAUACCAGCUACUAACACUGCUAACAAGUUAUGGUUAGUCUUCCAAGCACUUGGUGACAUUGCUUUUGCUUAUCCAUUUGCCUUGCUGCUUCUUGAGAUUCAGAUACAUUGA